Punica granatum (pomegranate) is the source of this 1434-nucleotide messenger RNA. The record is from RefSeq and is a predicted model, not a curated record. NCBI's taxonomy places the organism in Eukaryota, Viridiplantae, Streptophyta, Magnoliopsida, Myrtales, Lythraceae.
GUCCAACCCGAAAAUGCUCGGCAUGAGCCCGAUGUUAUCAUGCCGGGCCGUGCCAUGCUAUGCUACCGAGUACCGAGCCACCGAACCACAUUUUGUCUCUCCGUCUCUCUCGCACUAUCUUUCUGAAGAACCCGCCAUUGUUAUGUUAGUUAAAUAAACUGAUACUGUUCACUCCACCGGUCCUCAAAUGGAAGCAACCGCAGCAGCUCGUCUCUGUCCGGCUCCUCGCCACUCUCUCUUUGCACCUCGGCCAAGGCAUGGCGCCCGCUCAAUCCGGCUUCCUUCCCUUCUCAGAAACCCUAAUCUCAAUGCCGGACCCGCCCAUUCACCGUCGACGCGCUUCCGCGUUCCCAGUUCCUCCGCAGCUGGUGCAAAGCUUGCUGAGGAGGCUUCUUCUUCAUCGGGUUUCGUUGGGGAGUCUGAUCUCCUGAUCGUGGGACCAGGGGUACUCGGCCGCUUAGUGGCUGAAAAAUGGCGAAAGGAAUAUCCAAGCUGCCAAAUUUAUGGGCAGACAGUGACAAUGGAUCACCAUAAUGAGUUGAUCCAAAUGGGGAUUAGUCCUUUGCUGAAGGGAAGUGAAACUGCCCACAAGGUCCCCUAUGUCAUUUUCUGUGCUCCACCCUCUCGAUCUCCUGACUACCCUGGCGAUUUGAGAGUUGCAGCAUCUAACUGGAAUGGUGAAGGCGCUUUCUUGUUUACAUCAAGCUCUGCUCUCUAUGAUUGCAAUGAUAAUGGACCAUGCAAUGAGGAUACUCCAGUAGUUCCACUUGGUAGGAGCCCUAGAAUGGAUGUUCUUAUAAAUGCGGAAAAAGUUGUGCUGGAUUCUGGUGGCUGUGUUCUUAGAUUGGCAGGGCUAUAUACAAUGGAUAGAGGUGCGCAUGUUUAUUGGUUAAAGAAAGGAAGCAUUGAAGCACGCCCAGAUCAUUUCCUUAAUCUGAUACAUUACGAGGAUGCUGCUUCUCUGGCAGUUGCUAUCCUGAAGAAGAAACUCCACAGCAGGAUAUUCUUGGGCUGCGACAAUCAUCCAGUGACGAGGCAAGAAGUAAUGGAUUUGAUUGCUAAAAAUGGGAAGUUCAAUAAACAGUUUGACGGUUUUACAGGCACCGAUGGUCCUCUAGGCAAGAGACUGAACAACUCGAGAACUCGCGAGGAGAUUGGAUGGCAGCCAAGGUAUUCAAGCUUCUCAGAGUUCCUCGGAGUAUCUCAAUGACCAACAUGUUCUCUCCUUGUGCUGUUGUAAGUCUGGUUUUGAACAGGACUUGGGUUAUAUGCCGAGGGUUUAUUGAUGAAGUUUCCGGCGUCUAUUGUAUAUGUAUAUUCUGUUGUGUAGUAGGAUUGCGGCUUUUUGUUCUCCAACAACAUGCAGUGCAUUGAUUUGGAAUAGCUGAGUGACCGUAAUUAGUCGAUAAAGGAUGUUACUUGAUGAUUGAUUAA